This is a messenger RNA of Theobroma umbraticum, 1679 nucleotides long. Its product is annotated as ARM repeat superfamily protein. The record is from RefSeq and is a predicted model, not a curated record. Gene Ontology annotation, biological process: peptidyl-hypusine biosynthetic process; ubiquitin-dependent protein catabolic process. Gene Ontology annotation, molecular function: deoxyhypusine monooxygenase activity. Lineage: Eukaryota; Viridiplantae; Streptophyta; Magnoliopsida; Malvales; Malvaceae.
UCCAAAGAGAAACCGACCUUUCCCCAAGGCCACCCCUACCCUCUAGAUAAAUAAGGAUUCUGUCGUAAAACUUUCUUUUACUCCAUAAGAAAAGUGUCUAAUUUCUGGCAAAUAAAGGAAAAAUCCUUACUAGUUGGUCUUUUCCUUUUCCUUCUUUUUGUCGAAAUAAUUCGAUAGCGAAAACGAUGUCGUCUUCGGGGAGGAAGAUCACUGAACUGAAGUGCUCGGACGGUGAAUCGUUCGAGGUGGAUGAAGGUGCGUUGGAAUCACAGACGAUAAAGCACAUGAUCGAGGACGAUUGCGCCGAUAACGGAAUACUGUUGCCCAACGUCACGAGUAAGAUCCUGGCGAAGGUGAUCGAGUAUUGCAAAAAGCAUGUGGAGGCUCCUAAGACGGAAAAUCGAAUCGCCGAGGACGAGCUCAAAAAUUGGGACACUGACUUUGUCAAGGUCGAUCAAGCCACUCUCUUCGAUCUCAUUCUGGUAUCUGAGAACAAAUCUAGUGUUUCAGUAUCCAGGUUGUCCUUGCCCAGUAACAUGGAGAAAUUUCUUUGUGACCGAUUGCUUGACCCUACCCAACCCAUAUCUGAGCGCUUCCGAGCCCUUUUCUCCCUUCGCAACCUCAAAGGCCCUGGCCCUCGCAACGCUCUCAUUCAAGCAACAAGGGAUUCAUCAAAUUUGUUGGCUCAUGAAGCUGCAUUUGCAUUGGGUCAAAUGCAAGAUGCUGAAGCUAUCCCUGCUUUGAAAGCAGUUCUCAAUGAUUUUUCUUUGCAUCCCAUUGUUCGUCAUGAGGCAGCAGAAGCACUUGGUGCAAUUGGUUUAGAGAGUAACAUUCCUCUUUUGAAGGAUAGUUUGGUUCUAGACCCAGCUCAGGAGGUCCGUGAAACAUGUGAGCUGGCUCUCCAACGAAUUGAGGAGUUAAAGUCUGGUGGUAGCGAUGAUAAAGCAUCCAUGGCAGAAAGGUCACCUUUUUUGUCAGUUGACCCUGCUGCACCAGCUUCGUCUCAUUCAUCUAUUAAUAAAUUGAGGGAGGUGCUGUUGGAUGAAGAAAGAGGCAUGUAUGAGAGGUAUUCAGCUCUUUUUGCUCUCCGAAAUCAUGGUGGAGAGGAAGCUAUUUCUGCCAUUAUUGAUUCUUUGGGUGCGAAAAGUGCUUUGUUGAAGCAUGAGGUUGCUUAUGUCUUGGGUCAGUUGCAAAAUAAAGCUGCUUCAGCUGCACUUAGCAGAAUACUCAGGAAUGCAAGUGAGCACCCAAUGGUUAGACAUGAAGCUGCUGAAGCUCUUGGUUCUAUUGCAGAUGAUGAAAGUGUAGCGCUGCUUGAGGAAUUUGCUAGAGAUCCUGAGCCUAUUGUCUCAGAGAGUUGUGAAGUUGCUCUUAGCAUGCUUGAAUUUGAGAGAGCAGGAAAAUCAUUUGAGUUCCUCUUCAUGCAAACUCCUUUGGUGCAUUAGAACUGGUUAAAAUGGAGCUGGGGAAAGACAGAGGAAGAAUAAUAUACAUGAUUUUUGUUUUUUUGAAAUAUAGACACAUCAACAUGCACUUAUGGUGAUUAGGGUUUGUAUUACGGCUUUGAUAUAGUUUGGAAAGAAUUGAUCACCCAAAGUUUGUAAGAAUAACUUAUGAUCUGCUGAGAGGAGUUAUGCAAAACAAUAUUCAUUAUACAUGCUUAGUGGAAAUUUAGAACU